Molecule: messenger RNA, 9531 nt
Organism: Sebastes umbrosus (honeycomb rockfish)
Lineage: Eukaryota; Metazoa; Chordata; Actinopteri; Perciformes; Sebastidae
Gene: rbm33a
Product: RNA binding motif protein 33a
Exons: 19
Coding region: 178-3972 (1264 amino acids)
Molecular function (GO): RNA binding
Source: RefSeq, a predicted model, not a curated record
ACAGCUCGGCCAUGUUCGGUCGCGAGUGGAAACCACAGCCUGCCGCAUAGAGAGAAGAAGCUGUUCUCUUUGCAGUAGUUUCACCUCUUUGUAACCUUACAUAAUGGUGAAAUACUAAAGAAUUAAAUGCACUCUAUUAGUUUGUAGUCAGACUUUAAGCUGGACGCGCCUUGCACCAUGUCAGCCAACACACAAGAUUUUGACUUUGAUGAAUAUGACAAACCUGGUGCUGAGCGGUCACGCAGGAGGAGAGGUGAAGAUGACGAUCUAGAGAGUGAUUUGGAAGAGGAUUUGUUGGGGGAGGAUUGGCUGUCAGGAAAAAAGAAUCCCUCAGAAAUGUCAGAUGAAGAGCUGAAUGAUGACCUUCUACAAAGUGAUGAGGAAGAUGUAAAUAUAAGCGGUCAGGGUGUGAGCCUCAAUGCCACAUACAGCUUGGGCGCAUCCUAUGGCCAGCAGGAAAACACGCAGGAAGCAGACUACACAGAUGACGUUGUGAACCUGGGUGCAGAAGGGGAUGUAGGAGGGGAGCGUUACCAGCAAGAGGGGGUAGAGGUGUACACACAGGAAUACAGCCAAGACAACAACACAGAGAUGCCUGAAGACCAAAUGGAUUACACCGGAGAGCUAGCUGAGGGUGACGAUGGCUACCAGGAUGAAGUGCUAGACAUCCAAAUCAAUGAGCCCUUAGAUGGUGAAUUUCAAGAUGAUGAAUACCAAACCUCUUAUGAUGAUGGGCGUCUGGGUGAGCAUGGAGUCCAACAGGAGGAGGUCCCCGAGGAGCAGGAAGAGCAGGAGGAGCAGGAAGAGGAGGAGGAAGACACAGCCGAGGGCUCUCAGAUUGAAAAUGAAGCUGGGCCUGAAGAAGAAACAAAGGAGGAAUCGGACGAGGAGGAUGAGGAAGAUGAACAAUCUGGUCGCAUACGGUUCAAAUCUGAGAGAAAGGAUGGCGCUGUUGUGCGGUUGGCUGAUGCAGGCAGUAACCGGAGGAAUAUCCCAGAAACACUAGAACUGUCAGAGAAGGCGAAGCAAGAUUUGAUGGAGUUUGAGGAACAAGAACGGCAAAAGAGACAAAACCGAUACGGAUACGGAGGCCGAGGCAUGCGAGGAGGAAUGCGAGGAGGCAGAGGAAGAGGAGGCUUCCCACCUUUCGGAAUGAUGGAUUUUAGAGGAGGAAACAGAGGAAGAAUGAUUGACCACAGGAUCCCCCUGAUGGGACACAUGGGCAUGCAGCAGCCAUCCUCCCGAAUGCCUCUUCCUCAUCAGCCCCAUCAGCAGCAACUGCACUCCCAGCAGCAGCACCACCCUUCACGUCCAAGAGGUCCUCCUCCCUUCCAGGACCACGGGCGCCCGCUGGCCCAGCAGCCCCUUCAGCCCCUCAUCCCUCCACACAUGACUCACCGCUCCCCACCGUUGCGGCCCCAGUUGGAGCCGCCACGACUGAUGAAUUCCCCGCCACCCAACUUCCCUCAGCAUCACCAGCAGCAGCCUCCACAGCCCAAAAACAUCCACAUUAACCCCCAUUUCAGAGGGCCCACGUCAUCCUCUGUACAAGUGCCCUUGAUGCCUCCUGCUCAGAGCCAGCCCAGACCUGCUGUGGGUCCUCAGAGGUUCCCUGGACCGGGAGACUUCCAGCAGCACAUGUCUGGUAAUUUUGGUCAGCCCCAGCGGCCCCCUCAUCACAUGGAGCCCUUUAGGAACCAGCCACCUCAAGGCCCACAAGACAGAGAGCCCCUCUUUAUGGGAGAGCGCACAGAGUCAACACGGUUUCCAGGGCAGCACAUGUUUGAUCACCAGGGCCCAGCUCCUCUGAUGAACAACCUCCACCAGCAGCAGCAGCAGCAGCAGCAGCUGCCCGGCCAGGGCCACAUGGGCUUCGGCCCGCCAGGACCAGCCUUCAACCAGCCGGGCCAGGGUCCGCUAGGACUUUUUCCGAGAGAACCCCCAAGACCCAACAUCCCUCCCCACCAAGGUCAUCAGGGGAUGGUCGGCUUGAAUCAACAAGGUGGCCCCCCCAACCAGCCCAGACCUUUCAUGGGCCCUCGUCAGCCGUUUGGCCAGCAGGGGAACCUUUUCCCCCCUCCACAAGUCCAAUUUGGGAUGCAGGUACGACUAAGAGGCUUAAUGCACGGCCCUCCUGUCUCCCAGAUUCCACAUCACGAGCCCUUACAAUCCCAUCAGCCCAUGCACCAGCAGCAGCAACAUCAUAGGCAGGAGAUACCCCAUCAUCAGCAGCAACAUCUAAAUGUCAAUGAGCCUCGCCCCAUGAUGCACCAUGGCCAGAAUCCCUUCCAUCAACAGCAGGCGCAUGGUAGCCCCAGGCAGAUGACUCCCCGCCCUCAGAACCCCCAACAGCGCAACAUGUCCAACAGGCAGAGGAUGAACACACCCAUCUCUAAGCAAAUGCAGCAGCGCAACAGCAACCUCCGGGAGCUCCCGGUAGCACCUGGCAACACAAACAUGAACAGUAACCGCCCCGCCGCCAACGUUAGGCCUGUUGCCAAGGCAACACAGGGGGUGCGUCCCGGGCAGAACACUCAGCUGGUGCCUGACGGUGGCAGAGGAAGAGGCCAAGUUGCUGCCAAGAUCGAAUCACAGCCUGGAGGAGCAGGCAGGACAGUGGUUCGCAAGGAAAUCCCAAGCACGCCGUCCAGCACGGCACCACAGAACCCUGAUGAGGAUGAGGAGACACGGCAGUACCGUCUGAAGAUUGAGGAGCAGAAGCGUCUGAGAGAGGAGAUCCUGAAGAGAAAGGAGAUGCGACGGCAGAUGCAGGCUGGCGUCAGGAAGAAAGAGCUGCUGGACAGGCUCAACGCCCAGUCUCCGAGCCAAGGCCCAGUUCCUGCACACAUUCAACCCUCACCACAAAAUCAGCAAAUGCCCCACCCUGUACAACAGCUACAACAUCAACAACAACAACAACAACAACAACAACCACCACCUCCGCAACUACAGCAGCAACAACAGGAACAAAGACAGCAGCAACAACUGCAGCUACAACAGCAGAGACAGUUGCCUCAGAGACCACAACAAUCAUUAAAUCAAUCAUUAAGGAAUCCUAAUCAAGCCACCCCCAUCCCUCCCAACGGCAGUCCUCAGAUCCCUAGCCCACGUCCCAAUGUUAAGACACGGCUGCAGAUGGUAAAAGGUGGCUCCCAGCAGCAGCAGACCCCUGGGCCUGUUCCAGACCAGCAAUGGAGGCCGCCUCAACAAAUUCAGCAGCUGCAACAACAACAGCAAAGGAACAAUGCUGUGCAGAACCUAAACCGGCCUGGUGCUCCGAUCCAGUCCAGUCAGGUCCCCCAAAAGAUCAUACCUGUGACUCCCUCUGUGGGCCCUGGCCAGGCUCCGGCUCCGACUCAAGGACCUAAACCCGGGGCUAAAAGAACUGUGAUGCAGCGAGCCAAGAAUUCUGGUUUCGAAGGCCAGCAGGUGCCACAGAAAGUCAGAGUCGUCAAACUUUCAGGAGCGAGUGGAAAGGGGCCAGUGGCAGCCGGCAGCCCAGUGCCGCAACAAGGCACCUGGCCGGCAACCCCGCCCAACGAGGCUGUGCAGAGGAAGGUUACCAUGACGGGGCAGCAGCAGCAACAGGGACCAGGCGCAACACCACCGGCUGGCCGAGGGGUCGUGGGCAACCCACAGCAAAACAGGGUUGUCGUGUCGGGCCGGGGCCGAGGUAGAGGGGUUGGUCAGACGGGUCGAGGUCGUCCGAUGGCCACCAGACAGAGCCAAAGAGAAACAGAGAGCGAACGCUGCACUGUGUCCAUUGAGGGCCUCUCCUCAUCCACAACUGACGUUCAACUGCAGAAUCUUCUCCGGUCCAUCGGCCCCAUAGAGAUGUUCAAAAUGAUGCCCCAGCAGAGGAAAGCAAUCGCCACAUUUUCCAGUCCCCAACAUGCAGAAAAUUUUCAAAUGAGCUUCCAUAGGCACAUGAUUGAUUUGUCCCACAUUGAUGUGACGCUGGUUGAUGGAUGAGGAGCGCAAUAGAGCCAGGGAGUCCCGUUACAAGGAGUCACCUUCUCCCAACGUGGGAGCCUCUCUCGUGCACAGCUCCAACCUGGCAUAGGAAUACUUCCUCAGCGCUUUGGGGGUCACACACAGUCGACAUCUCUGCACAGAAGCGUCAUUCAUCUCCUCAACAACUUGGAACAGUGAACAUUAGCUGCGAGCAUGCCUUUUUUUUUUGACUUUACCAAUUGUCCAUUGUUGUAAAAUGGCACUGGAGAGACACUGGACAGUUAAUCCUACUUUGACGUAGUUUGUGAUGUUUUGUGCAUCUUACACGGACACUAAGUAGAACUUAUCAUGGGAUAAUGGUUGCUCCCCUCCUAAAUUAGGUUAAUUAUUAAAACAAACACCUAAACCUUGUAGAGUAAUUCUGAUAUGACCACUUCAUAGUUUAUUAGUUUGCAGCUCGCCGUUUGGUUCGGUGCAGGAAAUGGUUGUGGCAGACUGAGGCCAGCCUCUUCACAUAGCAGUGUUUCUCCCCCCCUGUAGAUGGCAGUAUUUCAUCAGUAAUGGUGCUUCAUGUUCUUCCAAACUUUCAGGUAGAGAUGAGUCUCCUAGCUGUUUUUGGGUGAAUGGCACGAUCUAGUGGAGAACUUGUAUACAGGCACAGAGGUUUAACAUUUGACACGUAGCAGUGACUACUGUGACCAAAUUGGCAUCGGAUGUAAAACGUUUUUUUCUAAAUUCCCAAUAGUUUUAGGAAGUGUAAAUGUUGUGACUCUUGUGUAUAUUUUGUGGUGCUUUUCAGUUUUGAGUGCAGCUUCUGGGACAGAUUGUUCAGACCAUCUCUAGUUCGGGUUAGUCAGUUCGGUCAUUCGGCGUUGUUGUCCUUGUUCUAAAUAUUGUUAGAUAUUUUAACUGUUACCUGGAAUCCCUUUUGGAAUAACCUUCAUUGCAUUUUGGAUGCAUAUUUUAGUUGUAUGUCUGAUUAUGGAGUAGUAAGAUUUAGGUUUAUAAUCUGCUGAGUGUACUUUUAGGGAAUGAGUAUGUAAGAUGUUUUUUUGAGUUGUUUUUUUACAAUUGUAUAUUGUUUGGGAGAUUUAAUAUUCGUCAUAUAUUUGGUACGUCAGGAUACAUUUCUGUGAAUGUUUUGCUAGGAUAUACAUUAGGCUUCCUCCGUUCUGGUAUAAUUGAAUCUGCGUGACUAUCAGUUGAUAAUUUGGUGCCUUAUCAUUGAGCUGCGUGUUGUAUCUGGAAUGGAAAUUUGAACGGUUUGCCUUCACACUGAGCUGAUAACAUAGAUGUCUGGCCGUAGAGCAGAAAAGUAAUUCACUGUAUUACUUUGCCCCUUAAAUUGAAUCCCCCUUAAUAUAAUAAAGACAUCCUAAAUCACAUUGAUCGUACAUAAAGUUAAAUUUCUUCAUGAGAAUUUCUAAGUACAAUCUCUGAUAUAUUUUAAUUUUAUUUGAGCAUGUGCCCUUGUUUGGGGAAUGCUACUACGUCACUGAAAUCCUUCAAUUUUCUAAAUAUUUAAUUUCCGUGUCUGGCUCUCAGUUUGAUUUUAUGACACAUCGUUAUUAGACUAAAUAAAGCAACGAAGGCUCAUUUACUUUUUCCAUAAUUCCAUGAUUUUUUUCCCUUCAUCACACAACAUUUGUUUUGUCUAUCCCGGGUUUAAAGUUAAACAAAAACAGUUAUUUUAAAUAUUAAGACGUUGUUACGCAUGGUAACUAAUAAUUGAAGUCCAGAAGUGACUCUAAUGUACAUUAUUCACAGGAAUGUGACAAAGGAAGCCGAGGGGGCAACCAUUAUCUAUGUAGUGAUCAUGUACAUACGUAGACCAGAACUUUCUCUCAAUAUUCAUCCUGUUGAAUUUUUUUUUUGUUGUAUCAAGUUAAAACAUUUUUAUAUGUAAAGAUAUGCUGAUGUGUCCAGACAUAAAUCAUUUUACUAGUGUUUUGUUUCUAAUUUAGAGCCAAAAUGAAGAAUGACUGGACCACAUUUCUGUUUAUAAAACAUUUGACAAAAAGUUUAAGGGAAAAUAAAAACAUGGCCAAUAUACCGUGAACAUGCAGGUAUGUGAAGCCGGUUAAACUUUAGCCCAAAGAUGUGUGUGAUGUCCAUCUGUCUGGUGCCUUUUACGAUGAAUAAUCUUUCUUAUUUUUGCUGCAAUUUAUUAAUUUAUACUUUACGUAUUCUGUAAGUUCCUGGGUAUUCAACGUGCAACAUAUCGCAUAUACUUUAAAAACACUUUUUAAACACCUUGUAUGGCAAGAAAUACAACGUCAUAUAGAUUUAGGGGAAUGCCACUGAAUUUUGGCAUUGAAAUGAUUUGCUUCAUAGCCGAAAACACAAGAAUCUGUCCUGCCCCUUUAACUGUGAUGUCAUACUAAUGUUCAGCUCCCUAUAGCCCUGACGUGCUAGAGGUAACGCAAUAGGCAAAGACUUUUAAACUAUUUCACUGGAUUUGACUGAAACAAAGAUAAUUUUGAGGGUCUAUUAUUUACUGUUAGUAAAUCAACUCCUGGCUGUGCAUCUGGAUGACAUCACAGAUUACGUUCUUGGUUCUCUGGUUUUAAGACUUGGGAAAGAGUUGUUCAUGUUCACAACUACGUAUUGGCCUCUGUCCUUGUCUGCAUGUGUGAAUCAAAUUCAUAAAUUUAGUGGUAUUUCCCUUAAAUUACUUGAAGUAAGUCAAACUCCACAAAAAGUUUUAAAAUAAGCUGCACAUUCGUGAUUCUUGCCAGUAAAGGUCACUUAAUUCUCAACAUGCUUGAAGUAUCCAAAGUGUUGGGACAAAUGGGGUGUUUGAAAAUAACUCCUUCUUCUUGUGAAACUUGAGGUUCCACGGUUCUAAGUCUUUUUUUGUAUGUUGUACAGUUGUUCUAAACUGUCUUCUUUAUGUUUUUAUUCCUUUUUGUUUUGAGUUGAACUGAUGUAGAGGUUUUUGUUCCCUAACAAUGUGUAUUUAAUGUCUUUCAUGUUGUGGGUUACACUUGAUUUUUAGUGCUAUGGUAAAUCCUGUGGAUUUGAAAGAGUACCGGCAAUGCCAGUGAUAGUUAUAUUGCUACAAGACAUCUGGUCUUGUAAUGACAGCAGAUUCAUAUUGAAUCUUUUUUGUACCUUAAUUUUAAGAGUUUCGUACAUAUAUGUACCUUGAACUUAUAGACAUUGUGUUCUAUAUCUUAUAGUAAUUUCCUUGAGGAAAAUGGGGCUCUGAUUUACAGCAGGCUAUUUAACUAGCUUGUUUUUCCAAUCACAUCACCUCAUGUGGUUGCAGUAGGGUAUUUAAUAUUUUAUUAAGAAAGGCUCAUUUGUGUCUAUGGGUCUUUCUUAUGCUUGCAUAAGCCUUCAUUAUGGCUGCUAGCAUCAGAAUGGUUACACUAGCUGGGUUAGGUUUUACAUAACACUAACUCACAACUUUUUUUUCAACAGGUCCAUUUGAUGAUCCAGGGUGCUGAGAUUUUGCAGACAGGCUGAAAUAAUUAAAUUUUUUCUUUCUCUUCAGGUCGCAUUCAUGCCAACAGAGCUGUCUCACAAGCUGUCAUCAGUGUGGUUGCUAGACCCCAAAAGCAAAGGACCAUACCAAGGGUUUAGCAUGUUUUAGCAAAUCGACAAAUUGGGUUAUAAAUGGGUUAUGAUUUAUAAAUUAUAGCUACAGCUUUUCCCAACUUAAAGGCAGCUGUUGGUUUUAGUUCAUGCAAGCGCUGUGUGAAAAUCAACUUGCUUAAAAUUGGCAAUCCAUCACAUUCGACUAUUAAUUGGCUUUACAUUCUGUCAAAGUUAUUGUUGCAUGAUAAGGUAGUUCAUGUUAUUGGUUCCUUGUUGAUGCAUUCAGGUGCUUAUGCAAAGCUCCAACAUCUGAUAUUUGAGUUGGGUGGUUUAUAGUUUGUCCCUCUAAUGUAAUAAAUUAAACCCAGCAGGUCAUUUGAAAACACUUGCUACUGUUUUGAUUUCUCAAAGGCUUUUCUAUCCUGCUGGUAUGAAAAAUAAUUCAUUUGCUGCAUGUUGUUUACAACACAUCACCAAACUGAAAGGUUUUAAUCAGCUUUUUUAAUCUAAUUCUCCUCAAGUUGUGCUAAACAACCAAGAAGAUACAGUACAUCUCCAGUUUUUGUCUUUGUUUGGUUCAAGUAAUAGUUGCACCGUAUUUAUUUAAGUUAACGAUACACCAGAUGGAUAGUUUUUUAUACCAGCAGAAAGCAGCUUUAAGUGUUGUCAAAUGACCCACAGUUUUCUUUUAUUUUGCCUUGUAUUUAUAUUUGAUGAAAUCAUUUGCUUAAAGGUGCUAUUGAUAACAUUCGACCACUAGAUGUCGCAUUCUCCCUCACCCGUUACAUUGCAUUCUCUUCACAACAAGUCGUUGCCAGACACACUUACCAUCAAAACCCUGAUGGCCGAGAUACCACGUGAUACCAACGUCGUUUUACUAUUGGCUCACAAGCCUUGUUAGAAGUGGGAACCAAACGCCAGAUAUCUUCCACAGAAAUAAACAAAAACAUUCAUUUUGGACCCGUCAAAAAUGUUUUAAAUGAUUAAUUCACAAUCAUCAAAAAAUAUUCGUCUACAUGAAAAUGUUAUCAAUAAGACCUUUUAAGAUUGUGACUUUAAUGAAACCAUUGAUGCAAAACUCUUAGAAGUAUUGAUUACAUGAGAGGCGCAAACAGGUUGAACAAAAGCAUUCAAAACCUUUGGCAUGGUCCGACACUUGUGGUGCUCCUGGUUGAAACACAUCUGGGCUGUUUGAGGUUUUGUUUUGGAGGGCACUGUAGGGCACAUCACUAUAACAGAAUGACCUUUAGUAUUAAUCAUUUUUCAACAGCGUCCCAGUGAGAGGAGCCAUUGACCAGCUUUAGCCAUGAUACUAUGUCACUUUUCCUGCCUUCACUUAACACUUUAGGUUCCUUUUCAGCCAUGCAGUGUCCGGCCUUGGAGUGAAGAUUUCACUUGAGCUUACUUCCCUCACUAAAUAGAUAUUGCCGCAUUCAUUUGGCCCGCCGCAUUUCCUUCCAUUGCUGCUUUUCCUGCCAUCGGCUCUUCUUCCAACUUGCAUAUAUUUGCUCAUCAUUUCCUUGAUGCUGCUGUUGUUGAAUGAACUUCUGUAUCAAGCAGGGUGGCCUACCUGGAUUACCAUUGUUUGUUAGCCCAGUGGAUGGAGGUUUCCAUCUCUGUGACGACAGCCGGGUUCACAGAGCAGACACGUAACUCUAAAGCCGCUUUAUGGCUUUCACUGCACCAAAGGUCAUCCCGACUCCUUGACAUGCAUUGUUUGGUUGGAUUUUGAAAAAAAAGACACUACAGUGGUUUCCUCAUCCCGAACAGUAUGGUGCAUCAAAUAAUGACUGAAAAUCCAACCUUGAAACUGUUGACAAUCCAUCCUGUCAUGUUUGUUCACAACUUGAUGUAUAACAUGAAGUAAUCAUGUUUUGUGUUCGGAAAUCAAAUCCUGUUCUGAUGCUGUAAAUUAUGUUUUCUAAAGAAAUUUAAUGUUUUUUAAAAGAAAGUGAAUACUUCUUAAAGAGAUGGAAUGUGUUAAAUUUGAUACUAGACACUUGAGAAAAAUAAAGGUUUUGAUAUACACAGCAA